Molecule: messenger RNA, 1230 nt
Organism: Microthlaspi erraticum
Lineage: Eukaryota; Viridiplantae; Streptophyta; Magnoliopsida; Brassicales; Brassicaceae
Source: the annotation of a GenBank genome assembly
AUGCUCGAUAAGGCAUGGAAACAUCUCAUGAAAGAUGGAGUUGGUAUUAUGGGUAUGUAUGGUAUGGGCGGAGUUGGGAAAACAACGCUUCUCAUGCAAAUCAACAAUAAGUUCAGUGAAGAAAGGUGUGGAUUUGAUUUUGUGAUUUGGGUUGUGGUGUCUAAAGAGUUACAUGUAGAGAAGAUUCAAGAUGAAAUCGCUCAGAAAGUUGGUCUUGAUGGAGAGAAGUGGGAGAAAAAAAAGAAGAGCCAAAAGACCAUUGAUUUAUACAAUUUCUUGAAGAAAAAGAGAUUUGUGUUGUUUUUAGAUGACAUAUGGGAGAAGGUGGAUUUAACAGAGAUUGGAGUCCCAUUUCCAGCACCAGAAAACCGAUGCAAAGUAGUCUUCACCACUCGUAAACGUUGGACAAAGAACAUUAGGACGCGAUCCAGAGAUCCCCAACUUGCAAAAGACAUUGCUAGAAAAUGUGGUGGCCUUCCAUUGGCGCUCAAUGUCAUAGGGGAGACCAUGUCAUGCAAGAAGACGGUGGAAGAAUGGCGUCACGCGAUAAAUGUUUUGACUUCGUACGCUACAGAGUUUUCUGGCAUGGAAGAUAAGAUCCUUCCGCUUUUGAAGUAUAGCUACGAUAAUCUUAAGGGCGAGGAUGUCAAAUCAUGUUUGCUGUAUUGCGCUUUGUUCCCAGAAGAUUAUCUGAUUUCUAAAGAGAUUAUAGACUACUUGAUAUGCGAAGAUAUUAUCAAUGGAAGUGAUGGAAUAGAAAGGGCUGAGAACAAGGGGUAUGAGAUAAUUGGUGAUCUUGUUCGUGCAUCUUUGUUGAUGGAAGAGGAUGGAAGAGAAGUGGUGCGUAUGCAUGAUGUUGUUCGCGAAAUGGCAUUGUGGAUUGCAUCUGAAUUGGGAAGAGAAAAGGAGGCUUUCAUUGUGCAUGCAGGUGUAGGGUUAAAUGAAAUUCCAAAGGUUAAGAAUUGGAACAGUGUGAGAAGAAUGUCACUGAUGAAGAACAAGAUUCGCAAUCUAGCUGGCAGUCCUGAAUGUCUCGAACUCACAGCUUUUCUCAUGCAACGGGGAGAAUUGGUAAAUAUCUCGAGUGAAUUCUUCAAGUCCAUGCCGAAGCUACAGGUGUUGGAUCUAUCAUUUAAUGAACAUCUCACCAAAGUGCCGGAUGGAGUAUCUGAUUUAGUUUCCUUGCAAUAUCUCAACUUGUCAGACUACAGGUAUCCGUCAUCUCCCUAA